AUGCUACGAUUCAAGAGACUUGCCUCAACGUAUGAGCAAGCUAAAAUUUUAAGAAAAUACCCUAUUGGUGGAAUUAUUCAUGGUUAUGAAGUGAGAAGAGUGUUACCUGUUCCAGAACUGAGAUUGACAGCAGUGGACUUAUAUCAUCAACAAACAGGAGCUGAACAUAUUCAUAUAGAUCGGAAUGACGCAAAUAAUAUUUUCAGUAUUGCAUUUAAGACAAAUCCACCAAAUGCUACAGGUGUACCUCAUAUCCUUGAACAUACUACGUUGUGUGGAUCCGAAAAAUAUCCUGUUCAUGAUCCAUUCUUUAAGAUGUUGAAUAAAUCGUUAGCUAAUUUCAUGAAUGCGAUGACGGGACAAGAUUAUACAUUUUUCCCAUUUGCCACUACUAAUGUUAAAGAUUUUGCAAAUUUAAGAGAUGUUUAUUUGGAUGCUACUUUGAAUCCUUUAUUGAAAAGAGAAGAUUUUAAUCAAGAAGGUUGGAGAUUGGAAUAUUCUGAUAUUGAAAAUCAAAAAUCAGAUAUUAGAUUUAAAGGUGUUGUCUAUAAUGAAAUGAAAGGGCAAGUUUCGAACCCAGAUUAUUAUUUUUGGAGUCAAUUUCAACAGACUAUCUAUCCAUCAUUAAAUAAUUCUGGUGGUGAUCCCAAAAAGAUUACUGAUUUGAUGUAUGAAGACCUGGUGGAUUUCCAAAGAAAAAAUUAUCAUCCUUCAAAUUCAAAGACAUUUACAUAUGGUACAUUUUCAUUAGAAGAUACUUUGAAGAGAUUAAAUAAAGAAUUUGUACUAUUCGGUAAGAGAAACAGUAAAAUUGGCAAAUUGAUGCCAAUAGAAUUAAAGGAAGACGUGAUGGUGACUAAAAAGGGACAAACUGAUCCAAUGUUGCCAUCAGAGAAACAAUUUAAAAGUUCAUUAACUUGGAUUUGUGGAACACCUGAGGAUCACUAUGAAACAUUUUUAUUAAAAAUUUUAGGAAACCUUCUAAUGGAUGGUCAAUCCUCAAUAAUGUAUAAAAAAUUAAUUGAAUCUGGAUUAGGUCAUGAAUUUUCUGUGAAUUCUGGUGCUGAAUCAAACACAUCGGUAAAUAUGUUCACAGUUGGGGUACAAGGCAUCGAGAAUCCAACUAGUCUAAAACAUAUGGUACAAACAAUAUUUGAAGAAGUACUAGCAACACCAUUCGAUAAGACUAAAAUUGAAGCCAUUAUUCAACAAAUCGAAUUGAGUAAAAAAGAUCAAAAACCUGAUUUUGGCUUACAAAUCCUAUAUUCUAUCAUCCCAGGAUGGACAAAUAACAUCGAUCCAUUCAAUGGCUUAUUAUUUGAUGAGACUUUAAACAGGUUUAGAAAUGAUUUGGAAGCUAGAGGCGACAACCUAUUCUAUGAUAUUAUUAAAAAAUACAUUUACAAGAAACCUACACUUCAAUUUACAAUGGAGGGAUCUUCAACAUUUUCAAGUGAAUUAGAGAAUGAAGAGAAAAAUAGAUUACAAAAGAAGAUCCAAACCUUGGAUUCUUCUGAUAAAAAUAUCAUAUUCGAACGUGGUAAAAUCUUAAAUGAAAAGCAGAAUAAAAUUGAAGAUUUAUCAUGUUUACCUUCAUUGAAAUUAGAAGAUAUCCCUAGACAGGGCCAAAAAUACCCAAUUGAGAUGAAUAAUGAGAGUAUUAUGGCACGUAUCACUGAUACAAACGGGAUUUCAUACAUUCGUGGUAAGAAGACUUUGAACAAUCAAAUACCUCUAGAACUUUACCCAUACAUUCCCCUAUUUGUUGACGCAUUAACAAGUCUUGGGACAAAAGAUGAACCAUUCAGUGAAAUUGAGAACAAAAUAAAACUUUACACAGGUGGAAUAUCUGCCAAUUAUUCAGUGACCUCAGACCCUAAGACUCUUGAGCCAAAAUUUAAUUUCUUAUUCAGUGGUUGGGCAUUGAAUUCAAAGACAGAUAAGAUUGUCGAGUUUUGGGAGAAAUUAUUAUUAAGAACCGAUUUCCAAAGCAAUAGUGAAAACUUAAAAGUUUUAAUUAGAAUGUUGGCUUCUUCUAAUGUUAGUUCAGUUUCAGAUUCUGGCCAUGUUUUUGCAAGGGGCUAUGCUUGUGCACAUUUCAGUGAAACAAAUGCUAUAAACGAAUCGUUGCAAGGUAUUGAGCAGUUACAAUUAAUUGGAAAGCUGGCCAAUAUUCUCGAUGAUCCAGAGAAAUUCCAAACUGAGGUAAUAGAUAAGAUGGUUCAAUUACAAGAAAUUAUUAUAGAGCACAAUCCUCAAGAUUUACAAUUCUUCAUUACUACUGAUACAACUACUCAAGUAGAAAAGGUAAGUUCUGAAUUAGAUAAAUUUAAAGAACAAUUUGCAAAGGCAAAUAAUAGAAGAACAGUAAAUGGUUCAGAAACUCAAAAUUACCCAUUAAUUGAAAACAAGAAACCAACAUUAUUGAAUUUUUCAUUCCAAACACAUCAUACAGCCCUUUCCAAACCAACUAAUAUUCCAUUCAUCAAUAAGGACGGUGCAGCUUUACAAAUUUUAUCCAGUGUGUUAAGUUCUAAACAUUUACACAAAGAAAUUAGAGAGAAAAAUGGUGCUUAUGGUGCUGGUGCAAAAUACGAUGCUAUCAAUGGUUCAUUUAAUUAUUUCAGUUAUCGUGACCCGAACCCAUUACAAUCUAUUGCAGUAUACAAGAAAUCCUUCGGAAUACAAAGUGAAGAUUUGAACGAUGCAAAACUUCGUUUAUUCCAAGAGGUUGAUUCGCCAUUGAGCAGAAGAGGCGAAGGUAUCUGGAACUUUGAUCAUGGAAUCAAUGACGAAAUGAGACAGUCUAGGAGAGAACACCUUCUAGAUGUAACGAUGAACGAUAUCGAUCGUGUUACUGAUCAAUAUCUAAAUGGUCAGACAGGUUACGAAGUCGUAGUUGGACCAAUCCUUGAAAAUAAGACCGUCGCACCACAAUGGAACAUUGUAAAUGUAGAACAGUGA
Molecule: messenger RNA, 2964 nt
Organism: Maudiozyma barnettii
Lineage: Eukaryota; Fungi; Ascomycota; Saccharomycetes; Saccharomycetales; Saccharomycetaceae
Gene: CYM1
Product: pitrilysin family metalloprotease
Exons: 1
Coding region: 1-2964 (987 amino acids)
Biological process (GO): protein processing
Cellular component (GO): mitochondrial matrix
Molecular function (GO): metal ion binding
Source: RefSeq, a predicted model, not a curated record